Molecule: messenger RNA, 589 nt
Organism: Hymenoscyphus albidus
Lineage: Eukaryota; Fungi; Ascomycota; Leotiomycetes; Helotiales; Helotiaceae
Source: the annotation of a GenBank genome assembly
AUGCAACAAAUGGAAAUUGACGGUGAUACCCACUCUCUGACUGAUCAACCGACCAAGUUGACGGGGAUAGAUUUCUCGUUAGGUUGCAUCAAGCAAAAAGCCUCCAAGGCGGAGGUACAGCAUACAAUGAACGUUGCAAUUGGGUAUACUCGAUGGUACGGUGGGCGCAAGGAUUUGAUGUGGAUUAAUCUCCUAGCGGCGCGAAAUAAGUUUGUGGAGUAUCAUAUACAAACGGAGCUGUCUAUAACACAGUAUAAGCAGCUCGAGCUUAGCGAGAAACAAGACCAAGUACAGCAACUUUGCAAGCUGUUCAUCAAAGAGUUCCUCCAGCAUACUAGAGAUAAUAGCUGGAUGCAGGAGGCGGUGGGAGAAGAUUUCAGCUGGGUGCAUAUCAAGGGAAUGAGCGACUGGCAUAGUAUUGCAUCCGGCGUGGCGGCGAUGGUUAGCAACUGCAUACAAGUUAGUGGAAUCAGCACAACCAAGUAAGUUGAGACAUUCAAGGAUAAUAUGAUAUGAUAUUUGAUUAACAAAUGGUGACUUUCAUAGCUUGCAUGCACCUCGCCGUCUCUGUCCCCAGGGCCCAGUUUAA